AUGGAUGGGCUCAGAGGGCCCAUUUACAUGGGAAGCGGUACAUUUUUCCCUCGUCGUGUCUUCUUUGGAGGCCCAUCCAUGUAUAUACAGCCUGAAUUGCCAGAGUUGAGCCCAGAUUACCUUGUGAGCAAGCCCAUCGAUAGUGAAGUUGUUUUAGAGCUGGCCCAUCAUGUUGCCGAAUGCAAUUAUGAGAACCAAACAAAAUGGGGUUCAAAGAUAGGCUUUCGAUAUGGGUCGUUGGUUGAGGAUUAUUUCACGGGCUAUCAGCUUCAAUGUGAGGGCUGGCGGUCCAUUUUCUGUAAUCCAAGCAGGACAGCCUUUUUGGGUGAUGUGCCGAUCUCGCUGUUUGAUGUCCUGAUCCAGAACCAGAGGUGGUCUGUUGGGCUUCUAGAGGUUGGGUUUUCCAGGUAUAGCCCAAUAUCAUUCGGCGUAAAGGCUAUGGGAGUCCUGAUGGCUCAAUCUUACGCACACUACGCCUUCUGGCCCAUAUGGGCAAUCCCCAUCACAAUCUACGCUUUCAUCCCCUCACUAUGCCUUCUCCAAGACGGCACAUUACUAAAGUGGUGGAGUGACCAGAGGAAGUGGCUAUUGAGAGGUCUCUCGUCUUUCCUAUUUGGGCUUAUAGAGUACGUGGCCAGCCGCUUAGGCAUGGCUGCCAAUGUGUUCAACGUGACAAGCAAAGUCAUGGAUGACGAGCUAUGCGAAAGGUACAACCGAGGGACCUUCGAGUUUGGGGUUGACUCCUCCAUUUUCGUCCCAUUAGCAACGGCAGCCAUUAUGUUUAUUGCAGGUUUUGGGAUUGUAAAUGGGGUGCAAUUCUAUGAGGCCAUGGUUUUGAGACGCGAUAAAGGGAGGAUGCCGGCGAGUGUCACGAUCAAGUCGACACUUCUUGUGGGGUUGCUCUAUGGAAUUGUGUCUCUUCUUCAAUGUGCAUGA
Molecule: messenger RNA, 936 nt
Organism: Striga hermonthica
Lineage: Eukaryota; Viridiplantae; Streptophyta; Magnoliopsida; Lamiales; Orobanchaceae
Source: the annotation of a GenBank genome assembly